AUGAGCACGGCGCCGCUACUACAACAUCCGUUCUCUUCCGGAACAGGAGGUGGAGUCCCCCUCCAACAGUGUGCUGCUCCUGCCACUUAUGGCCUCGGAGUUGUCGCCUCAGCUCAUCAUGCUGCCAGUGGUCUCGGCAACAACAAUAACAACAAUAUCAAUGUGCCGAACAAUAAUCUCAACCCAAUUGGGAUCGGCUUACCGCCGCCUUCUACUUCUACUGCAAACUCGAACGCUUUGAGUAAUAGUCAACAGAGGUAAGCUUCUAAAAAGUUGUAACUUGAAUUGGUGGAUAAUAUCUUCUCUAAUAUGGCCGACUAUACAAUAAUCGACCCGUUUGAAUACGUUAUAGAAAUGGUAGAAUCUGGACAAGAGUUAGUCAGACUCAACUGUAAUCAAACGUUCUUUUUUGUUGAGAUGAGCAACCAGGCAUAGUUUAGAUUGUAAAAGCAGUACUGUGAAACAGGCCGGUUGCGAAAUGUCUCUCAAUUUUCUGUGAUUAAAAGACGCCUUUCCGUUUCGAAAUUGUACGAAAAUCAACUUUUGGGAAUACCGUAACCCGUAACUUUCAUCUUUUUCGGUGUGUACAGAAAAGUAGCUUGAUUGAAAAGGUAAUAGUGUCAAAUUGUUAGCCAUCUCCUAUCCUUGACUGGAUCCUUUUUUGUAAUCAGGGUGAUUAAGAGCAAUACAGUAUAACUUUUCCUUCUUUUUCGCUCCCAGACCCAUCGAUCGUCCUGAAGAUUUCAACACGAGGUGAUUCACAACCAGUGACAAAACCUAAACAAAUUUGCUUUUCCAAACGCUGCUGACCCUUUUUCUAUUCCGCGCGGAACCCUCUCUCUCUCUCUCUUUCCGCGCGGACACUCUGACGUCACAUGUGUGCGGUCAGAUCUUCUUAGCGAAAAAGUGGGGAGGGUACAAUAUCUGACUGUCUAUAUAUGAUGAUGAUGAUGAUGAGAGCAAACAAGUUUCGCAUAGAAUUUCGGGAGCCGGUGCGCGAAGAAAUUAACAUAUUGGUGCAUUGCUGCGUCGGGUUGCGUCAUUCAUACGAACGCAAAUCGAAAUUUCAUAAACUUGUAGGUCAACUCGCGGCGCGUCGAAGCAACGUCGGGAUCAGAUUAAUGUGGAAAUCCAGAAACUUCGAGAUCUCCUGCCCUUGUCCGAUCUCAUCAAAGACCGACUUUUCCAACUACAAGUCAUGUCGCUCGGAUGUAUUUUCAUCCGGAAACAGCGCUACCAGCAGACACUAAUGCCCAUGCAAAUGGGCCCUCCAAUGCCACGUGGCAUCGACAUCUGCAAAGCACUCCGCGGCUUCAUGCUCAUGGUCACCAGAAGCGGAAAGAUACUGCACGUGUCGGACAACGCCAGCGAGUACCUCGGACACUCGGUCGAAGAGAUUAUGUGUCAAGGCGAUUCAAUCUACGACUUGGUCGACGGACGAGAUCACGGAGCAGUACAAGCGGAGCUGGCCAGCGGACCGCCCGGAGCCGCAAGUUUUCCCGAAGAGAGGGUCUUCAUUUGCAGGCUCAAUUUGGCGAGAACUGCCAAGCGACAACUACAAUAUCAUAAGGUAAGCGGGUUAAUAGUCAUUCUUAAACAAAUGUUCGCUUUGGAACGUUUUGCGGAGCACUUUCUCUCCGCGCAGACACUCUGACGUCACGUGUGUGCGAUCAUCGGGUACUCUCUCUUCUCCAGAAACAUCAUUUUUACAGUUUGUGCUCUUCCAAGGCCGCUACAUCCAACCGGCCGAAUUCUAUCAGCAACUCAACUCGCAAACUUCGCAACCGGACUGCGAUCAGCCCGUUUUCUCGGCCUACUGCCAACCGCUCAUCAAUCCGGAGAACGCCGAAGGAAUGUCGACGGGCAACACACACGUCUUCUGCACUCAACACUUUCUCGAUAUGAAGUUCAAGGAGGCGGACGCGAUGGCCGGCCAUCACUUGGGAUACUCUAGGGAGCACCUGAAAGGCGUCUCCUGGUACGGAAUGCUUCAUCCGGCUCAUGUUCCAGAAGUGGCUCACAAACAUAGAUUGUGUAAGUGAAACUGUUGCGGGAUCAAACACCGAGUUUCUAGCGGAAAUGCACAUUUUCAGUGUGUCAAGAGAAAGAAGGAUCCGUGUUGUCGCUGAUUCGAUUGCAAGCUGCCAACGGAGAGUGGGUCUGGCUGCAUACCGUCUUCUCGAUUCGGCCGAACAACGAGCUGAACAGCGAGGGAAAACGUCUGCGGCAUGUCAUCUAUUGUUUCCAUCAAAAGUUAACGUCAGUUUUGCUACCACUCGACUCUCCAACCACUAUUAAAUUGCAGGGACCUCGAAGCGGCGACGCUACAAGCCAACUCAUGGAUCUACAGUAUGCGUCACACGUACCCCACAGUCUUUUCAUGUCAGGACUCUCCGCAGCCUUCCGAAGAGGAGAGAGAACGAGAGAGACAGAGUCCUGUCGCCGCGACGCAAGGAUUCGCUUUGGACUACAUCAAAGUGGAGAUACCGGCGCCGACGCGAGGCCCUCAUUCUCAAAUGCCACUCUUCACCCCUGAAUCGUCGUCGCCCGAAAGUUCGGCCUCGUUGCACACUUCUCUGUUUCCGCAAAACUUUCCGCUGGAGAUUUUGGAGGACAUUUUGCCCUCUGCGGAUUCGGAUGUGCUGCCCGAGCUGCGUGACGAGGUGGAUGAGAUUCUGCGACAAGUGGAGCAGUCGCCGCCGCCGCCCACGAUGGCGCCGAAUUUGUCGCACCGGCACUCGAUGCCGAACGCAUUCGAUUCUGCGGAACUUUACAAGUACUUGGGACCGGCGCUGUUCGACGGAGCAUCCAGCAGCCAGCAACAUCAACUGUCACACGGGCCGCCCAUGUCUUGUCCGCCGAACUAUGAACCUCAUAAUCACCAAAACUUUCUAUUCCAUCAUCAUCAUCAUCAUCAUCUCAAUCAUCUCAAUCAUCUUAAUGUUAAUAUUAGCCAACCGAAUUUGAAUCUCCAACACCCUCCACAAUAUCAUUUUGACUAUUACAACCGUAAACGCAGUUGGGCUGUAUAAUAAUUUUGUUCAAGCAGUGCAGAAUCUCAAUAUCAUUCCUCAUCUAUAAUCUCUACGUUUUUUUUCUUUUUUUUCCUAAACAGUCUUUCAAAUCAGUAUAUUCGUUCGGGUAGACACAUUUACAAGAGCUUUCUUACUAUUAUUGCCUCAUUUUUCAAAUUGUAUUUCCAUUGUUUUCUAUUCUACACCGCCUGGUUUGUAUAAAUCUUCGUCGUGUUCUUGCGACGAUUCCAGAUUCCACAUUGAGAUAUUCGAUAUUGUCGGUCGGAAGUCGAAGUUCUACUCCUCCGAAUAUUUUCUCCAGAAAAUAUCAUUGGGUCAGAAACGUGGUGAAAGAGAGAGAGUAGAGAGUCCCGACGGCUGUUUUAGGCCAGAUCUGGCAAUUGGAACUCUCCCUGAGUUUCCCUGCAUUUUCUCAGUGUUUCUGAGCCGCCCGGCGGCUGUUUUAGGUUGCAAAUGAUCAGAAAAGUGUUAAAAACGUAAAUAAAUAAUAAUAAUAAUAUGACACUGAUCCAACAAGCAAAUUGUUUUAUCUUUGUAAAAAAAACAUUAUCGUUAAUUUGCGUCACAACACUCCUGCUUCAUAGACGUGCAGUAGGAGUGAACCAAAAUGCAGACCCUCGUUCGCUUUCUCUGGGAAUUUUUUAAAAAGAGGAACUAGUUUUUCUGUGCUUCACCCAAACAAAUUGUUUUUUUUUUCAGAAAUCAGUUCUUGUGAGCAAAUUGGGAAAAGAAAACUUAAAACGAGGAGACGCAGACAAUCUGUGUCAACACCGCUUCGGCGAACAGCACAACUGACGCGAAAGUGCACUUGCGCGGAUUACUUUCUUCUCAAUUUUGUCAAAUUUUCCACGCUCAAAUGCACUUUUCAAUGCUGUUUCCGCUCAAAAUAGCUAUGGAAUUGAACUGGGGGUGAUUUUUCUAUUUUUCUUACGUGCCCUCUCUCUGUUCAGAGCCGUAAAAACCGUUUAAUCGUGUGAAGUUUCGAAGAAUGAUUUUCACAAAAUAAAAUUUAAUUUCAGGUAAUCAAUUCCUGCACAGGAAUCAAGAGGAGUAUGAGUCGUGUAGCUCUACGCAAAAUUAGGUGAAAAUGUGGCGCUUUGCAGUUUACACACAAAAAACAUCGUGAGUAUUUAGCAUUCAGCAUUUCAGCAUUUAGCAUUUAGCAUUUAGCAUUUAGCAACAACAAAAAUCAGCGAAAAUUUAUUUUUAUUUCAGAGUUCUCAGCAGAACAUGCCUUCAAUCAGUGCGACAGGCGCUAAAGCACACAGAUCGACAAACGGAUCACUCUAGAUUGUGAGUUUUACUUGUAAAAUUGAAAUAACUAUGAUUUUUUGCAGUAGCAGUCGUCUGGAAACAGAUCAGCCUAUUCGUGAAGUGUGAGUGUGAAAUUCCAAAAUAUUAGAACGCAAAUUUCUGUUUCUUGUAAAACAAAAACUCGAAAAUAUGUUUGCUUUCCAUUUGAGCUCGGAAAAGACUGAAAUUCAGAACAAGAGCACGAAAUUUUACAAAAAGCAAGCGUUAUUAAAACUUUAUACAUUCUAGGUUUUCACUGGACGAUUUCGGUCUCCUCUCGACCAAUCGCUCUCAGUCGAUCGAUUCGAUGAGCUCAACGGGCAGUGAGCACACAUUUCUGGAGCAAUUAUUUCGAACCGACACUCUGAACACCUUCUCCAACGUUCAAAUUCCGACUACAGUCUCUACAAAUGAGGUUUUCGGCUACGAUUACGUCUCGGAGCUGCUCUCCGAAGGCGCUGCUGUCGAGGAACUAGUCGAAGAGCUUGUGGAAGACGAGGGACUUGCAGUUCGAGCUUCUUAUCAUGACGAGCAGGUUCCGAGCACUUCUGGAGUGGACGUCAGCGCUUUACCCUUUUUCAUACCCGAUUUUACCGAAAAAAUCGAACAAAAAGUGGUGAAGGCGAGCCCAGAGACUGUUCAUUCUACAGAAGAAUCUCUAUUCCACCUCCCGGAAACUUCUGGAAUUGAGAAUUUAUCCGGAAUCCUCUUCCCGGAUACAAUUCCAAUAGAAUCCUAUACUAGUCAAUGGAAAGGAAGCGAGUUUUCUGCUCCAGUAUCUUCUCCGUCUCUAAUUGAACCUCAAAAGCCGCUAGAAUCUGCAGAAUUCUCACUGGAAGUCCUCGAAGGAAUCGCCGCCGACGGAACGGUCGCAGAACUUCAGAAAGAACUUGAAGCCGUCGGAUUCUGGCCGGACCACUUUUUUACAACCACAGGAAAUCGCAGAGUUCAGGAGAGCAUCAACUGGAUUCUGAGAUUUGUCGCCGAGAAAAGUGCUGAUUAUGCAGAGGCCGAAGCUGUUAUUGCCAAAUUGUAAGCGUUUCGAUUUCCCCUUUUUCGUUUUCGAUUUAAGAAAAACCGUAUUUUCUAUUAAUUUUCAUCAGAAAUCUGAAUUUUCCAGUGCUUCUUCCCAUCUGAUGGCUGUUGUACCCGACGACGUGCUUCUCCAGCUCACAGUUCGCUCAAUUUCCGGCUCUUCGACCAUUCCGUCCAUUCAAAAAACCCUGGAGACCUUGAUCACACUCUCAGUGUCCCGAGAGCUCCGCCCGAGCCACAAGCUCGUUGGCCAGCAACUCAGUCAUCUCUACUCGAAGGCCAUUCAAAAUUGCUCAAAAACCGCUGGAGAUUUGCUCACUCUCUGCUGGAAACUCAAUUUCGACACCUCUCCAGACACUUUUUUACAGUGUUACGCAGAAAUCCAAGCGGGAAAACUGAGAACUGGUGAAGAGAACUGGCUGAAAAGCUUUGGAGAAUGGAAGAAACUGUCGAUGAAGUACGGAAAUCAACAGGGAAUCGACAGCUAUUGGAUGGAAGCGCUGCGAGCCGACGACAAGGGUGUGGCUAAGCGAAUCGACGCGCUUCUGACACAUUCCGGAAAGCUCGAGCAUCCCUUCGCCACGAUGGCCAGGAUGAUUUGCGCCCUGAUCCGAAUGGAUGAGCUCGAAAAGGCGAUGGAAGUGUUCCAGAGAGUCUCCGUGUCCGGAAACCAUUUCAGAGAGCCUUUGCAGGUGUUUGUCGAAAAUGUGAGUGCACUCUACAACAAAAUUCUGUCUAGGAAUUGGAAAAAAUCGGCUCAAUCUAAAUAAUUUCGCAUUUUCAGAAUGAUUUGCCGAGUAUCGAGCGACUCGCCGCUCUGAUCGAGCGAGGAAUGAUGGUUGAGCGCAAACGAGGCAAGCGCGCUAAUAAAAGUGGAGAGACGGCCAAGGUGAGCGAUGCCCUUCGUGUCCGCGGCGGUUGCAUGUGUGCCCGACAAUUUUGAGAGGUCACGUGUUCGAUACCCAGCCAGUGUUAGGAAGCAGUUGUUCAGUAGCGCAGGCGAUCACCAUGCGCUUGUGCUUAAUCUUUGACUGCAAGACGAUUCAAGUCACAUUCAAUCGGUUUCGCUAUCUGUGUAGCAUUCUGUUCAAGAAUUGGCAUACAUUUUUAAUUUUUCUUUUUUUGCAGAAAUCAUCAACGCUAUUCGGAGAAGACGUGCAUUCGGUGCUCGAAAAAUUCUAUGGAGUGAGCGGAAAGACGAAGAAGAAGAAGUUCGAUCCCAAAGGAAAAGCCAAGCGAAAGAUUCACCGUGUAGACGAGGGGCAACUUCAUCAAUUGUGCAGUUCUGUGCAGAAAGCGUGGAUAAAAUGUGCGGAGAGCAAAGAAUCAGCGAGCCGACUCUCGGAGUGGUGCCUGAAAAAUCGAUUGGAUAUAGAGGAGACUGUGGAGAGAAAGCUGAAAAUUCUGCUGAAAUAG
Caenorhabditis sp. 36 PRJEB53466 is the source of this 6779-nucleotide messenger RNA. Lineage: Eukaryota; Metazoa; Nematoda; Chromadorea; Rhabditida; Rhabditidae. The record is from the annotation of a GenBank genome assembly.